Molecule: messenger RNA, 2835 nt
Organism: Histoplasma mississippiense
Lineage: Eukaryota; Fungi; Ascomycota; Eurotiomycetes; Onygenales; Ajellomycetaceae
Exons: 9
Coding region: 1-2835 (944 amino acids)
Biological process (GO): mRNA cis splicing, via spliceosome; maturation of 5S rRNA
Cellular component (GO): U4/U6 x U5 tri-snRNP complex
Molecular function (GO): peptidyl-tRNA hydrolase activity
Source: RefSeq, a predicted model, not a curated record
AUGACCUCCCUACCAGCAGCGGAGCGUGUUCCCCCAAGCACCACCGCACUGGUCAUCGCAACCGCCAUCCUAGCUGGAGUUGUGGGCUUCUUUAUUGGGCAGGGCGCGUCGUUGGGGGUUUUUGGAUCGGGGUCGGGGUCUCGAUCUGCGUCUGCGUCUGCGAGAGGAGGGGGUAGAAGGGAUGGUAAGGAGAAGUGGAGCGAUGAGGAUGAGGAGGAGAGCGAGGCGGAGGAGGAGGAGGAUGUGGAGGAGAGUGAUGGACGGGGAGAGCUAGCUGCGUUCGAGGGGAAUACGGAGGAGGUCAAGCUUGUGCUUGUUGUGAGAACGGAUCUGGGGAUGGGGAAAGGGAAAAUCGCCGCUCAAUGCUCCCACGCGACUCUUGCCUGCUACAAGUACUACCUCUUGCGCGCACCGGACUCACCUAUCCUCAAACGCUGGGAGCGCGGCGGGCAAGCCAAAGUCGCGCUGCAAGAAAGGAGCGAGGAGGAACUGCUGGUGCUUCAGGCGCUGGCUAAAUAUGGCGCGUGGGGCGGUCUGUGGUGUACAGGAGUUUUCACAUUCGUGUUAUUUGAUGACAGGUCAUGGUUUUUCCCUAACCUCAUCAGCCGACGGCCACAAUCCCUUCCCCAAGCAAUUGGAAAAGGGACCAAGAUCGACCCGUUUUGGUUCGGACCGGAUUUUGGUAAAAUUCCGGAGUUGGGAGAACUUUGUAUCGCAAAGAGAUUGUACGUUAUGGCAGAUGCUCUGUCUAUUGAGCAGAAUAAUAAGAUCCGAGUCGCUCUUGGCCUGAAACCUCUUCCAGUCCCCGGCGCCACUGAUAACAACGACGGGCCCGUUUUCAAGCCAUCGAGAGAUGGCAACGAUUCAGAUUCCUCGGAUGACGAACCGGCAAGCACGUUAGAAUCGCGGCAGGCACAGGGAUACGACAACUGGAAGAAAUACCAAGAUGAAGCUGAGGCGAGGAAGAAGCGCCAGGAGAAACUGGACGCUAUCAAGCGGGCCCGUGAAAAAGCUCAGAAACUGGUGAAGCUCGAGGGCAAGGGGCUUGGCGAGCUCGAUUCCGAGGAGGCUGCUUUGGAUACCAAAACUUGGCUGAAGCAGCAGAAGAAGCGGCAGCGGAAGGUCGAGAAGGAGCGCGCAAAGAGGCUGGCAGAGGAACUUGCCGAGAGGGAGCGGAUUGUGGAAUAUACUGCUAAGGAUCUGGCGGGCGUGAGGGUUGGGCAUGAGCUAGGUGAUUUCGAAGCGGGAGGGGAUCAGAUUCUUACGCUUAAGGAUACCACGAUCGAUGAAAAUGAGGAGGAAGGCGAUGAGUUGGAGAAUAUCGAUUUACGGGAUCGGGAACGGCUCAACGAGAGAUUGGCUUUGAAGAAAAAGAAGCCGUUGUAUGAUCCUAAUGAUUUCGAUGGAUCUGGUCCCGGUUCUAUUCUGGCGCAAUAUGACGAGGAGAUCGAGGGGAAGAAGAGGAAACGGUUUACAUUGGAUGCUAAAGUUAUAAAUGAGGAAGAGCGGAUGGCCAAGCGGCAGGAUGUGUCGUCGAAGUUAAAGGCGCAACCUGUCAACCUCGAUAUCAUGCCCGAAACUACAGCGACGCCAUCAGACUACCAGGAAGCGACAGACAUUAAAAUCAAGAAGCCGAAAAAGAAGAAGACAAAAUCUACGAGGCGAAAAGCGGUGGAUGAGGAUGAUAUCUUCCCAACUAUAGAAACUACAGAUAUUCCGAAUGGCGGUACUGUAAUGGACUUGACACCCUGCACCCCCAGGCAAUCAGACAAGGACAUAUCUUUCGUUGACGAUGAGGAUUUGCAAGCAUCGCUAGCGGCGCAGAGACGAACUGCAUUCAAGAAAAGGAAGAAGGUUCGCCCGGAGGAUAUCGCAAGACAAUUGCGAGAAGAGUCGGAGCAAGCGCAGAAUGGGAUGGAUUUGGACAAUGCGAAUGGUGAGGAUGACGGUCCUGGUCUGGUUAUCGAUGAGACAUCUGAAUUUGUCGCAAACUUGCAGCGCCCCACACUCCCUGAUCGUCGCCAGCGCUCAGUCUCACGGCCGAAAGAAGCAUCUCCUGAAGUGAAAGAAGAAAGGCACGAAGAUGUAGAUAUGGAUAUGGAGCGGUCGUAUAAUGAUAUUGAAGAUGAAGAGGAUCUCCAAGAACGCUUGAAGAGAAGCGAUACCACGCCAGCUGCUGAUAUUACCGCUACUGGAUUAGAAGAGGAAUCGACACUUGACAAGGGUCUCGGUGCUACACUCGCCAUGCUUAAACAACGUGGACUGGUAAAGGAAUCAAAUGCGGGCGAGCUGAACACCCUCCACCGUGAGCGCCAACGAUUCCUACAAGAGAAGCAACGGCGCGAAGCGGAAGCAGAGCGUCGCGCUCGACUUCAGCGAGAACGCGACCGUGCCUCGGGCAAGUUGGACCGCAUGACCGCUCGGGACCGGGAGGAGUACGCACGGCAGGAAAACAAGCAGCGCGAUCAGCUAGAGUCGCGCCAGAUGGCCGAGAUCUUCAACCGCGAGUAUAAGCCGGACGUACAGCUGAAGUAUGUGGAUGAUUUUGGUCGAUUGAUGGACCAGAAAGAGGCGUUUAAGCACCUUUCGCACCAGUUCCAUGGCAAGGGGAGCGGGAAGAUGAAGACGGAAAAGCACCUGAAGAAGAUUGAGGAGGAGAAGAAACGGGAGGCGAUGAGUAUAUUAUUACCAUCGAGUCGUUAUUUAUUACGGCGUGAUUGUCUAAGAUUGCGUCUUUGCUUAAACAAAGAGGCGCAUCUCCCACUUAAUUGUAAUCAAUAUCUGCUCGGACAAGAUCUGAAGUCACAAGCGGUCUACUUUGGAGGGCAUAUCUGA